AUGAGGUACGUAGUACUUGCACUCUGCAUUUACCUAUCCCAAACAGCCUUCGCAUCCGAAGCGGAUGUGCUCGCUUCACUGAAAAAUGAGAAAAUUUCCUUGAAAGCGCAGUUGCUGAGGGGUGAAGGACUGAUCAAUUAUCUAAAGACGAAGCAGAAUCUCUUCGAGGCUGCAAUCACCCCACAGAGCUACAAUUUCAAGCGCAACUUAAUGGAUCGGAGAUUCAUCAAUCACAAUAGGAAGCCAAUUGUAGAGGACGUCAACGACGAUGGCGACGACAUUCCAGAAAGUUUCGACGCUCGAACUCACUGGCCCAACUGCUCUUCGCUUACACACAUCCGUGACCAAGCCAACUGCGCUUCAUGCUGGGCAGUGUCGACGGCAUCUGCCCUUUCAGAUCGAAUUUGUAUCGCUAGCAGAGGAGCAAAGCAGGUGUAUGUCUCGGCGACUGACAUCCUGUCAUGCUGUCAUUCAUGCGGUUACGGGUACGAUUUUAUAACUGACCAAACCUUCCAAAUGUUUUCUCUUCUACACCAGUGA
Haemonchus placei is the source of this 540-nucleotide messenger RNA. NCBI's taxonomy places the organism in Eukaryota, Metazoa, Nematoda, Chromadorea, Rhabditida, Trichostrongylidae. The record is from the annotation of a GenBank genome assembly.